CUGGCCCCGCCCCACAGAGUGACCAGUCGACGCGUUGGGAGCUUCUUCUACUCUUCUUUGAUUGACCGGGACCAACUUUGCUAGUUGCCUUUAACGGGGAUUUUUUUAGUUUUGUAUUUUGUCUUUUCUUUUAGUUUCCACACCUGCCCCCGAUCUACCCUCUGCGUUCUUUUUCUUUAGGACUAACACCGUUUCCAGCCCGAUCCAAGUCGAGCCAACACACAACAAGCCAUGAACCUACCUCCUUCCCUCACUCUCUUCCUUGGACUCUUAUCCUGGUGCCCCUGUGCACUGUUGGCUUCUAAAGUGAUCGUGGUUCCUCCAAUCAUGUUUGAGUCCCACCUGUACAUCUUCAAGACACUGGCCACGGCGCUGCAUCAGGACGGACACGAGACCCACUUCCUGGUCUCGGAGGGCCGGGACGUGCCCCCCUCGCCCCACUACAACUUCCAGCGCUACCCCGGCAUCUUCAACAGCAGCACGGCCGACAACUUCCUGCAGUCCAAGGUGCGCAACAUUUUCUCGGGCCGCCUGACCUUCCUGGAGCUCUUCGACAUCCUGGACCACUACUCGCAGAACUGCGACGCGGUGGUUGGCAGCGCCGAGGUCAUGGCCCGGCUGAAGGCCGAGCAGUUCGACCUGCUGCUGGUGGACCCCAACGAGAUGUGCGGCUUCGUCAUCGCCCACAUCCUUGGCGUGAAGUACGCUGUGGUCAGCACGGGCCUCUGGUACCCAGCCGAGGUGGGCGCACCGGCGCCGCUCUCGUACGUGCCGGAGUUCAACACCCUGCUGACGGACCGCAUGUCCCUGAGCCAGCGCAUCACCAACACGGCCGUCUACCUGGUGCAGCGCUUUGGCGUGCACUUCAUUGCCCUGCCCAAGUACGACCGCAUCAUGAGGCGGCACGGGGUGACGCCCCGCGUGGCCAUGGCCGACCUAGUGCAGGGCAGCCAGAUGUGGAUGCUGUGCACGGACCUGGCCCUGGAGUUCCCCCGGCCCACCAUGCCCCACGUGGUCUACAUAGGGGGCAUCCUCACCCAGCCCGCCAAGCCACUGCCGCAGGAGUUUGAGGCCUGGGUGAACGACACCGCGGACCACGGCUUUGUCGUCGUGUCGUUCGGCGCCGGGGUCAAGUACCUCUCCGAUGACAUCACCCGCAAGCUGGCCGGCGCUCUGGCCCUCCUGCCUCAACGUGUGGUGUGGAGAUUCUCUGGAGUCCCACCCAGUAACCUAGGCAACAAUACCAAGCUUGUUGAUUGGAUGCCUCAGAAUGACCUACUGGGCCACGCCAACACGCGGGCCUUCCUGAGCCACGGCGGCCUGAACAGCAUUUACGAGGCCAUGUACCACGGCGUGCCGGUGGUGGGCGUGCCCCUGUUUGGCGACCACUACGACACCAUGACGCGCGUGGCGGCCAAGGGCAUGGGCCUCAUGCUGCACUGGAAGAGCAUGACGGAGGAGGAGCUGCGCGCCGCGCUCCACAGCGUCAUCAGCGACAGCAGGUACCGGCAGCAGGCCCGCCUCCUCUCGGCCAUCCACAAAGACCAGCCAGGCCACCCGGUGUCCCGGGCCGCCUACUGGAUCGGCUACCUGCUCCGGCACGGCGGCGCCGACCACCUGCGCUCGUCCGUCUACCACGUGUCCACGCUGCAGUACUUCCUGCUGGACGUCAUCGCCGUCGUGGCGACCGUGGCCGCCCUGCUCGUCUUCGCCCUCUACCGGGCGGUGCGGUGGCUGAAGGGGUCGAGGGGCGCGGUGGCGGCGGCGGCGGCGAGCACCAGCAGCGGUAGCAGCAGCGGAAGGGGAGGAGUCAGGGAUGAGGAUGCGCUCACCAAUGGACACUGCCACAGUGAGGCGGUGGUGGCCAACGGGAAGCACAAACGCAACGGCGCACUGCGAAGCGAGAAGAAGAUAAACUAG
This is a messenger RNA of Gadus chalcogrammus (walleye pollock), 1920 nucleotides long. It is a transcript of the gene ugt8, whose product is annotated as UDP glycosyltransferase 8. Gene Ontology annotation, molecular function: UDP-glycosyltransferase activity. The record is from RefSeq and is a predicted model, not a curated record. The coding region runs from base 232 to 1920 and encodes 562 amino acids. NCBI's taxonomy places the organism in Eukaryota, Metazoa, Chordata, Actinopteri, Gadiformes, Gadidae. The transcript is spliced from 6 exons.